AAGUAAGCAAGUAAAUCACCAUGCCAUCCGGCGGAAGAAGAGACGACGUCUCGGUCGAGACUGCCUCGACCGGUUCCGAUCAAAGGCAAGAGUCCGACCAGGAGAAGUGGGAGACGGACGCCUCGGAUAACCAAAGUGAAACCUCGGAACAACAACAAGAAGGAGACGACGACUCGGAACAACAACAACAAGAAGACGACGACUCGGAAAAUCAAGAGUCGAGUCAUCAGGAAGAGGAAGAAGAAUCGGAAAACAACAACAACAAUGAUCAAGACGAGGAUGAAAACCAAGAAGAAGAAGAAGAAGAAGAAGAAUCCGAAGAAUCCCGCCACAUUGCCACACUCGUCUGUUUGAGCGACACACCACUGGAAGAAGAUCAAGAUUGGAAGAACGUCGUCAUUGCCCGUGUGGCACUGUGGGGCGAAGGUGGCGUCCGCGCAUUGCUGUUGCAAAACAAGGACGGCACGGAAAGUGGCAGUGCUCAUAUUUCCGUCCGCGAUCGCGAUACCGUCAAACAAAGUGUCACGGAUCGAUGGACACUGGUGGAACAACCCAUGGGGUAUAUUACCCGCAUUCACGGAUUUCAUUCCAUUUACGGGACGCCGUGUCUCUUGCAUUCGGCGCGUCUCGAAUUUGCAUCGGGACAAGUCAUGGAAUUUCAAGGUGUACGAGAUGAUUGGAAAGGAGCAGAAUUUGAAGUCAAGAAUCUACCCGACAACUUUUUCGUCAGUGCGUUGGAAUUCAAAGAAGGAGUGUGUAUUGGGUAUAGAGGAUAUUCCACGCCGGCGCCGUUGGCGGAAAUGUUUGAAGACGAAAGUCAACCGGAUUUGGAUUUUCUGCAACAGCAAGAUGAUUACGAAGAAAAUGAAAAGAAACGCAAGAAUAGUCGCGACAAGAACAACGACAAUGACAAGGAACCUGGCGAGGAUAAUCCCUACGGAAAACAAGAAACGGGUGGUUGGGUGGGAGAUCAUCUCAAGGCACGAGAAUUGCCGUACCCAGACUACCGCGAUUCCAUGAUGCUCGCCUACGUCUGUCUGCUUGGAAAGGAUGCCCUCCAGGGAGCCAUUUUCCUGUUUUUUGAUGGACACCGAGAAGGCAAAUUGUCUGCGGUACGAAAACGAGGCAUACUCUGCAAGGGCCGCAAACUCGAAACUGACAUUCAUGUCGAUGUCGAACAAUUCGAGAAUACUCUCCGAGGAGCCCAAUUUGUCAAAAUCGAACAACCCGGUGGACGCAUCCGUACCAUAUCCGGCCGUCGUCUCACCCGCAUCAUGCCAUCCACCACCAAAGAAAAGGGACCCAAGGUCACCUACCUCUGUCACACACUCAAUCUCGAAUUUGUAUCCGGUCAAGUCAUCAAGUUUGUCGGAAGCAACAAAGAUUGGAAGGGAGACUACUUUUCCUAUUCCAUUCCACCCGAUUAUUAUAUCAAUCAGCUCGAAUUUGCACCGGCACGGAUCGGGAGCAGCAAUAAAGGUGGAUACCUCGUGGGAGUUUCCGGUGUGCGGACGUACGAUGAUGCCAGUGACAUGGAUCAGCCCGAAAUUGAUAACAAGAGUCCACCCUGUUACGAUAAGUGCUGUUGUUGUCUGCCUUGAUCUUGAUAACCUUCCUCUUUGCCACCACGGAUGUUCGGAGCAGCAAGAGCCUUUGGUUCCUGUAUUCAACUCAACAAUCUUCUUGUCGCCCGAAAAGUAUAAGCUGUGUAGCGAGAGUGGAAUCCUGUGCUUGGAGCCAGGUUCCAGUGCUUGCUUGCUUUUCUGUUCUGUUCUGUUCCGAAGACAGUUGGAUGCUGUAACUUGCUAGAAAUAUAUAAUAUUGUUUGGCUGUUCCUAUGUGUUU
This is a messenger RNA of Seminavis robusta, 1845 nucleotides long. The record is from the annotation of a GenBank genome assembly. NCBI's taxonomy places the organism in Eukaryota, Bacillariophyta, Bacillariophyceae, Naviculales, Naviculaceae.